Molecule: messenger RNA, 1830 nt
Organism: Gossypium raimondii (Peruvian cotton)
Lineage: Eukaryota; Viridiplantae; Streptophyta; Magnoliopsida; Malvales; Malvaceae
Exons: 4
Coding region: 50-1504 (484 amino acids)
Source: RefSeq, a predicted model, not a curated record
UUUCGUUUUAGCAGUAGUGGAAGUGUAAUCUACAGUCGACAGAUCCCAAAUGAGAGGAACCAUUGGCAGGACCUUCUCUAACCCUACCAAUCACUACCUUACAUCUCUUACCAAACGCACCUCUUUUCUCUUCCAAUCCUCCUCCCCUUUCUCCGCUUCCUCCAGCUCCGGUGACGGCCGUGGCAGAGGCCGCGGCCGUGGGGGCGCCUCCCCUUCUGGUACGUUCGGUGGUUUCACUCCAGCCCUUGGAAAACCUGAUUCAGAGGACACGAAGCGUGACUCGGCUGAAUCACAAGCUGUUGGAUUAGGCCAUGGCCGUGGAAGAGGAAUACCCUUUUCGUCUGAACCUAUUAUCCCUUCUUUCUCUUCUUUUGUUUCCCAAAAUGGGUCUGGUCGAGGCCGAGUCACCAAUGAGUCAGUUCGGCAGACACCUCCGCCUCCGCCGCCUCCGAGGGAAGCAAAGCAGCCGAUCUUUGUUAUGAAACAGGAUGAGAUUGAAACUGAUUCGUCUGCCAAGCUACCUGCUGAGUCGGUUCAGUCGAGUGAGCGAACUUUUUCACCUAGCACACCCUCAGUCGCGUCAUUAUCGGGUGCUGGGCGGGGCAAGCCCGUGAAACAACCAGAGCCUGUCUUGCAGACCAAGGAAGAAAAUAGGCAUAUCAGGCUGAAGCAGAAGCAGCAGCAGCAGCAGCAACAACAACAACAGCCUCCUUCGCCCCGGUUGAGUAAGGAAGAAGCAGUAAAGAAAGCAAUGUGCAUUCUUUCAAGGAAAAGUGGAAGUGAUGAAAGGGAGGAUAUGGGUAGGAGUGGAGGUAGAGGAAGAGGUAGGGGUAGAGGUAGAGGUGCGCAAAUGGGUAGGGGAAGAGGAAGAAGGGAGGGAGAAGACACAAGGGAAGAGGAGGAAGCUGUUAAAGAGCUUAGAGAUGAACUUUACUUAGGGAACAAUGCGGAUGGGGAGAGGUUGGCCGAAACUAUUGGAGCUGACAGUAUGAAUAAGUUGGUUGAAGGGUUUGAAGAGAUGAGCAGUAGAGUUUUGCCUUCUCCUAUGGAUGAUGCCUACUUGGAAGCUUUGCAUACCAACUUUAUGAUAGAGUUCGAACCUGAAUAUCUGAUGGAAGAGUUUGGGACUAACCCAGAUAUUGAUGAGAAACCACCUAUGUCUCUUAGAGAUGCACUUGAGAAGGUGAAGCCUUUCCUCAUGUCAUAUGAAGGAAUUGAAAAUCAAGAGGAGUGGGAGGAAGCCAUCAAGGAAACAAUGGAUAAGGUGCCUCUACUGCAAGAGAUCAUUGAUUACUACAGCGGACCUGAUAGAGUAACUGCAAAGAAACAGCAAGAGGAGUUAGAAAGAGUUGCAAAAACUAUUCCCAAAAGUGCACCUGCUUCUGUGAAGCAGUUUGCAAAUCGUGCAGUUCUUACUCUUCAGAGCAACCCUGGUUGGGGAUUUGACAAAAAAUGCCAGUUCAUGGAUAAGCUUGUAUGGGAGGUCUCUCAACAAUACAAAUAAAGGUAGAAGGCUUUGGUUUAUUUAGUGAAGAUGAUACUAAGUAAUUAUUGCCUCAUGCCAUUGAAUUAAGUUGACUACAUUUUUUUUUUGAGGGAGGAGGGGGUGGGGGAUGUAUGAACAUAAUUUUGGUGAAGAGAGAUUUUGCUUAUAUAUUUGAUCCUGCUGGAAAAUGAACUAUUGUAAUAGAUUUAUAUGCUAGUUAAAUUUUAAGCAUUGGUCAAUAAGCAUUUCUUUGAGAGAGCAAAAUGCUGAAGUUUUUGUUGUGUUUAACUGGAAAUUGCAAUAUUUGCUACUUGUGCUGUGAUGAAUUGCUGCUAUUUCUGUCC